UACUUUGAAUCCGACUUUAUUUCUAGAAACAACAUCGUGAUUUAUAGCUCAAACUACUGUCAUAUUGCAGCAAUUCCCUUCGUUUUCCGACCCAGUUGUCAGCAAACAAUAAUCAAAUUCUUUCAUAACUCACAGUGACUUCAAGUUAAUAGAGUGAUAGAUCGUCUUAUGCAAAUAUAGGGUUAUAACGAAACAAAGUUGCGCAGUAAUGAGAGCCCCGCUUGCAUACACUAUUGUACAUCACGAAAUAGCUACGGUUGAAUAAUUCGCAUUCAAGGCAUAUUUUAUGUUCUAGUUCACCAGCCUUCGAGAUGUCACCGUAAUAUCUAGACGCCACGCGAUUAAUAAGUUAUUUCCGCUCCGUCACGACAUCGCAUCCCUUAAUCGCUUUCGUUCGUCGCGUAACUGUAUUCAUAUUCCUCUCUAUUUCCAGAUGCUGUCGCCACACGACGACGAUGACGACAAUCACCUUUGCAUCAAAUGCAACGAGACUAUUAUAGGACUGGACAAUUACGUCAAGCAUCGAAAGGAGAGAUGUGGAAAGUUGAAGAGUGUUGAUAAAUCUGUGCUUCCUACAAUAGAUCCUCUGGAGCCGACGUACAGUCUCGGCGCUGAUGUAUUUUUUCAAUCCUUAGAACUGCAGAGUAGUGUCAAAAAAUCUUCAUCACUAUCGAGACUCACGCCACCGACAUCUAUUUACAAAUCUAGUGCAGAUAGAAAAAACACACUAACAAUUGCUUCAACAUCAACAUCUAGAGAUAUUCCUAGAAUGAGCCCAUUAGAAAAUAAUCUAAGAGGAGAGGAUUGGAUUGGUGGACACAGCCUGAAAAUAGAAACAAGUGAAGAUAAUCAAAUGAAACUGAUCAAUGCUGUUGCAAGUAUCAGCGGGGCGGCCAAGAAAGAUCUUCCUACAUCUUCAUAUAGCAUUAAUACGUAUAAUGAUUUCAAAGGAGACGAUGACUUGGAUGAGUCUGAUGAUUCAGAAGAUGAAGAUGAUGAAGAGCCGCCUCAUGAGGCAAAGUGGAAACCUCCACCAAACUACACAGGUGGGAAGUGGCGACCAGCAUCACCAGAACAUGAUGAAUGGGAGCGACUCAGUAUAGAUGGAAAUGACCGUGAAGAUGAUUACGAUGCCCCACCACCUGACCAUACAAAAGGCAAAUGGGUUCCAGGCCAAGAUAAAACACAAAUUAUGCAAACAACGAUCCAAUCGAAAGGCUCCGUACAGUACUGGUGUGGACCUUGUAAUCGCCGGCUGGGCUCUAGAGCUAUUUACGAUAAACAUUUAAUGUCCAACUUGCAUAUGAGAAAGGUACUUCCAGAGCAUGAACUAGAGUUCGCUGGACAUCUAGAACCGAUAAGAACAGUAGCAGAGAAACGCUCUACACGGUCCACAUUAUUUACCAAUGACACUAUUUAUACACAAUUUCAUAGAAAGAGACAGAAAUCAGAAAGCGUUAAGGCAAUAACGAAAAAGAAGAGAAAAAGGAAACCGAUUUUUGUACAAUGUUCGGGUUGUAAAUCGCGCGUGAGAUUGCACUUGAUGGGAAAGCACUUGAUAUCUCACUAUCACUUCAGGAAAGCAACUGACAUGAAAAGCGUCGACUAUAAACAGCUUAUUUUAAACAACAUGGAUGCUGUGGUGCACCAAUCACCAUUUCAAUGCAGUCCUUGCAAGUUUUACACUAACUGGCUUUCGAAUUUCAUGCAACAUUGGUAUUCUGAAGAACAUGACCAAAAGGUGGCAUCAAUGAGUGGCAGAUUUUGGUGUUCGUUUUGCAAAUUUGAAUGCGAUACAUCCCAAGAAAUGCUCGACCACUUGUCUAGCUCAGAACACACGGAGGUUGUCGCAGUAAUCAAUAGAUCGAUGCCAAUAAUUAUCCGCAAGAAGUCAGUAAUCAAAUGCGAUACCUGCGAUAUGGAAUUUCGGUAUAACAUAGAAGUAAAACAACAUAGCAAGAAAACAGGACAUGACAUAGCGUACACAGCAACCGAUAUGUAUCAGGAAUUACACAAGUGCCAGCAUUGCAAGAAGAAGUUCAAAUCCUCAGUUUCCUUGUGUUCCCAUUUAAAGUCUGAGCAUAAAGCAAAAGUUUUCUUUUGUCUCGUAUGCUCUAGGGUAUUCAAUUCUUCAUCAGAGGCGAAACAACACAGACAGACAUCUGAACACAGAGUACGUACCAAGGAGAAGAUGAUCGCUCGUGGUUUAUGCACUAAAGAUUUGAGAAAGAAAUGCCCGUACUGUCCGGGAAAAGUACUUCUGAAGAACGUCAUUGAACUUAGAGAUCAUGUUCGAAGAAUUCAUCCAAAUAUAAAGAAAAAAUGUUCCAAAUGCGGCAAAGCGUUCACGCUACCCCAAGAAGUGACGCAGCACAUCAAACGCAACGCCUGUCAGUUCCUCGAGCCGCACGCCAUCAGCUCUGGUCUCUGGAACUGCAGCCAAUGCCUCUUCACCACCGACUCGCAGGCUGAAUGCUUCUUCCACGAAGUACUCCAUACAUCCCCCUUACAAGAAUCCACUGAUUCCAAAACUAUUAAAUACGCCUGCCCUCUAUGCAAUAAGGUGUUUAAAAAGAAAUCUCUCAGGGAACAUUUGAGGCAACACACGUUUGAAAGGCCCUUCGCUUGUCCGGUUUGUGGAGCAAAUUUUACAAGACAGAGCAGUCUCAGUAACCAUAUGAAGGCAAAACAUGAAGAUCAGAGUUCGGGCCAUAGUUCUGAAGUUGUAAAAAAAGUUGAACCUAAAUGCGCUAGAUGUAAGAAGAAGUUUCUGGAUGAAAAAGAAUUGAACGAUCACGCUUGUCCAGUGUUUGAAUUGAAAUGCCCUGAAGAGCAGUGCACGUUUGUAGCGAGUACUCCGUCACAAUUGUUCAGGCAUCGCAAAAGUCACGGGAUAGCGAAGGUUCAUGAAUGUUCUGAGUGUGAUUUCAAAACAGAUCAAAUUAGUCAUUUAAAACGACACAUGGUUUGCCACAAAGGAGAGAAGCCAUACGCGUGUCCGCAUUGUAACUUCACUUGUGGGAGCUUGGAAAAUCUUCGUAAACAUGUUCUUAAAGGCAAAAAACAUCCAGGGAUGUAUCUUUAUCAAUGCAAGUGUUGCGAGUACCAAACUAAUUUAGCCACGGAAUUGCGGAUGCAUUAUAUAACAAAACAUCCUGAUAAAUACAAUCAAAAGGCUGCUGUUGAAGAAGUUAAGAAUCAAUUGAAAGUGAAAUUGUUGUAAAAUA
Messenger RNA from Colias croceus (clouded yellow), 3227 nucleotides. Its product is annotated as zinc finger protein 433. Bases 434 to 3223 code for a protein of 929 amino acids. The transcript is spliced from 5 exons. The record is from RefSeq and is a predicted model, not a curated record. Gene Ontology annotation, molecular function: nucleic acid binding; zinc ion binding. Lineage: Eukaryota; Metazoa; Arthropoda; Insecta; Lepidoptera; Pieridae.